Molecule: messenger RNA, 4272 nt
Organism: Vanrija pseudolonga
Lineage: Eukaryota; Fungi; Basidiomycota; Tremellomycetes; Trichosporonales; Trichosporonaceae
Exons: 1
Coding region: 1-4272 (1423 amino acids)
Source: RefSeq, a predicted model, not a curated record
AUGAAGCGCUUCAAGUCGGCGUUCAGGAAGGACGGGCGCGACGGCGCUUCCGGGCAGCAGGGGCAGCAGCAGCCGCAAGGAUACCCCCUGUCUCCGCCGGGACAGCAGCAGCAGCACCCACCAUGGCCUCCACAACCGCCGCCGCAACAGCAACAGCAGUUCUACGCCUCCCCGCCGCCGCAAGCAUACCCAGCACAAACGUACGCACCGCCGCCACAGCAGCAUAAGCAGGCAUACCCCACCGUCCCUCCCGUGGCGCCGGGGCAGCAUCAUCAGCAACCCUCCCCUGCCGCCGCCCACGGACACAACAUUGAAGAGAGCUACACCCACACGCACAGCCGCGCGACUCCGCCAGCGCCAGACCCGGUCCAGCUCGCGCUCCUCCACUCGCCGUCGCCGCUGCAGCUGUCGCCAGAGACGGGCGCCACCGAUGCCAAGCCGCAGCAGUCGAUCGCGCAGCGCCAGCAGGUGCCGGCGGCGGCGGCUCAGCCGGAUCAGCAGCCCCAGUCCCAGUCCCAGUCCGAACCAGCCGCAGCCACGGCCACAUCGAGAGCGUCGAGCGCCACCCUCGAGUCGCCGUCCCCCGCUGCCCGGGCACGCAGCACCGCGUCGCCGAGCACGACGCUGGCGUCGGCCUCCCCCGCCCCCGCGGCGCCCGCCCCCGCGCCCAAUCCAAACUCCACGCGCAUCGAACGCACCUCGCGCAGCGGGGCGGCGCUCCGCGCGGACCGGUUCGGCGCGGCGCAGCUCGUCGCCGCGCUAGAGGACAUGGGGACCCCGGACGACGCAUUCGACGCGGCGGGGGUCGCGGUCGGCGCGCGCCUCGUGCCCUGGGUGUCGGCGCACAUUGCCGACCGGGACCCGCGCACCCAGGCAUGUGCGCUGCGCGCGCUCGACGUCGUGAGCGACGCGGACGUGCUCGCCGCCUUCAAGGCCGGCGGUAUGAGCCUCGAUACGCGCCUGCGGCUCGCGCGCGCGCUGUCCGCCCCGACGCGCACGAGCGUGGUCGACACGCUCGUCGCCCUGCCCGUGGAGGAAGACCCGCCCGUCGCGGCCACGCUGCUGCCCUACGCGUCUCGCGACGUCGAGGCCCGCUUCCUCCCCGCCCUGCUGGAGCGCGUCGGGCGGUGGAGCGCGCUCGCGAAGCGCCACCCGGGCGCGCUGCAAGCGUCGCUCGAGGGCGCCAUGUCCCGCGAGGAGAAGUACGCCCUCCGUCCGCGGAGGUACCGGCUCGCGCUCGCGGCGCUCGUGAAGCGCGCGCCGCGCCUCGUGCCCUUCCUGUGGCCGCGGGCCGUGGCGCCGAGCACGCGCCCGUUCCUUACCGCGCUGGCGGACGUCAUGCCCGGUGCGGCGCUGCUCGCGCUCAAGGAAAACGACUCGCUCGACCCCUCGCGCCGGCUGUUGCGGAGGCUCGGCCGCUCCGGCGCUCCCCAGGUGACAGACUACGCGGUGCACCUCGCCAAACGGGGCGAGACCGAAGUCCUGUCGGUGUUCCUGCGCGACAUGCCGCCCACGCUGCGGUGUACAGUCGGCACGGCGUGCAAGGGCCGCGCUGUGCGCUGGGUGGACAUUGUCAAGACGUUUUCGAUGCGCGACGCCGAGCCGAUCGCGGCGGCUGAGAUGAAGUCGGAGCUGAGCUUCGAAGAGGAGAUGGAGUGGGUGGCGCUGCUACCGCCCAACGACGGGAACGAGAUCCUCUUCUCCACGAUGAGCUGGCCCGAGACGAGCGCGCGCGCGUCCGCGGCGAGCGCGCUGAUCCAGCUCAACGCGCGCAUGGGCGUCCCGCAGCUCUUGGCCUUGACGGUCGCGGCCAUGUCGCGGUUCGGCGUGACAGACCCCGAGGUCGCGUACGCGGUCGCCAAGUCGCUCGGCACGCUGCCGCCGCGUCUCAUCCACCACGACAUGAUGCCGCUUCUCGAGCCUGUCGUUUUGUCGGCGCUCGAGGCGACCGACGCCCCGAGGCAAGUCUUGCUGGACCUCGUCUGCGGGGUUAUCCAAGCCAAAGCCGACUCGAAGCCCCACGUCGACUUCUUCGUGCGCUGCUUCGCUGCGAUCGUCGACAAGGCGGGAAGCGAGCUCGAGAUCGACUUCCCCGUGUUGGUGCACCGCCGCGGACAGGAACGCAACAUCUACUCGCUUUUUAAGCCGCACGUCGACGCCGAGCGCGCGCGCGGCAGCUUCUCGCUGCUUGGCUCGCUGCCCGCCGCGCUGCACCCGCACACGCGCGCCAUACCAGCGCUGCACGACGACAUUGGCGCGUUCCUCUUCUCCGAGCUCGCCGACACGCCACACUGGCGCACGCUCGUCCCGAACCUCGUGUACCACUACCUCCUUCCGCCUGCGACGCAGCGCGCCCGCCUCGAGAAGGUCCUCGCGCGCCAUCCCUCCGUCGCAGGGCUGGACUUUGUCGCUGUCCAUCUCGGGAAACGGUACACCGACCUCCUGGAGCCGUACAUCUCCGCCCCGCUGCCCGGGUCCAGCGUGGACAAGCCGGAAGUCUUCAUCCCGUUCCCCGACGGCCGGUGCACCGCUGCCUGGACUGCCGAGCAGGUCGACACCCUCCUUCGCACGUAUCGCCGCACACUCGCCAACCCGUUCGCGUCGCGCCGCGUGUGGCAGAGCAUCUUCCGUGUCCUCUCCACCAUCCGUGGCGGGAACCGGAUCGCAGAGGACUACAUCGCGUCCGGGGACGCCGAGGUGUCGCGCUGGGCGUACUCUGCACUCGCGCGCUGCCCUUCGAUCAAGCUGGGGCGGUGGCGCGAUGGCUUCUACGGCAUGUUCAUGCUCGCGACCCAGCCGCCCGUCUACGACAAGGCAAAGGUAACCCAGGGCGAGCUCGAUGCGUGGCUCGGCCGCUACGUCCAGCCGUUCCACCUGCAGUGCAUGUUCACCGCCAGCCGCUUCUCACUGCCCUCGAACAUGGUCGAGAUGCUGGUCAAGUUCUUUGCCGACACACGCUGGAGCGUGCACGAGCGGGCUGGUGUAGCCGCCUUCGCCAUCGUCGCCUACCGCCUGCCUGCUACCCAGGUGCGCAUGGAGCUCAUCCACGGCCCCACCAUCGAAGCGAUCGCCGUGACCCCACACGGCGCGCAAGAGAGGCUAUACGCAAUCGCGACUCGCCUCCUUAGUAAGGAGAAAAGUUCGGGCUGGGACCUGCUCGGCGAUGCUCUCGAGUCGCCGCAGAGCUACCCGGCGUUGAGGUCACUCCGGCCGCAAGGCAUCAUCCUGUCGUACCGAGAGCACUUGGCGUCUCACCUCGGCACCUUGGCCCAGCACAACCUCAGCGACACGGCGUGUAUCGAGUGCCUCGCCGCCCUCGUACCGUACCUAACACAGGACCACCAACGUGCGAUGCUUCACGUUCUCCGCGACCUGUUCUCCCUAGAACUGUCUACCGAUCCCAAGACCUCGGCCCGCUCUCCGGGGCCGCUUGCGGCUGGUCGAGCUCUCUGCCGCCUCGCCAGAGACGACGUCUCCAUCUACGUUCUCUGUGAAGCCGUCCAGAGACUCGUCCCCAAACCCGACCUUCCUCUUGACACCCAGAGCCGCCACUUUCGUGAGCGCGUGACGAAGAGCAUCCUGCCCGAGUUUUACAGCCAGCGCAAAGACGCCAGUGCCGAGUUUGAUGAGGAGCACGAAGGCGUUCGCGCGGUGGAGGCCAUGCGCGCCGUGGCCGAGAUACUGGGCAAGCAUACUGCCGUGUUUCCAGAGGACGCGGCCCACCUGUACAACUACACGCUUAAUGUCGAUGCGCCUGCCGACGGCAUUGUGGCACACAUCCGCAAGUCGCCUCGCCUCGUGAAACAGGGCCCCAGGUGGCUCGGCGUGAGCCGGGUGCUGGAGGGCAUGGAACGCACAGCGGAGCGACAGACCGAGUGGCUCAAGGUCGCGCAGGUGCUAGCCGACGACAUCGACGAGUCUCUGGUCUUGACCGCGCUGGACAUUGUCGAGCACCUCACAGCUGACGGGUGCACGCCAGAGUGGCGCGCCCUGCUCGCCAAGCUCAGACGGAGCCGCUUCGGCGCGGUGCGCAAGGCGUCCACGACUGGAGCAGCGCGCUGGGAUAUGGCCGAGGUCAAGAGGCGCAAGGCAGAGGAGGCAGCGGCGGGGCCCAAGCAGCCAUCAGCGCAGGCAGCAGCCAUGAAAGCUGCAGCCGACGCGGCAUCCGCCAAGGCAUUGGCGGACAUGGGCGGCGUCAUAGUCGGAGAACCUGCCCCGCGAGCACCAAGAGCCGCAGCGACAAGCCAGGCGGUCAAGGGGUACACUGUGUGA